AUGUCAGGAAAAGGAGGAAAGGGCGGUAAAGGUGGUAAGGGAGGAAAGGCACCCACCUCCAAGAAAGCACCACAGAGUCGAUCUUCCAAGGCUGGACUGCAGUUCCCCGUGGGACGUGUCCAUCGUUUCCUGAAGAACUCUGUUCACCAUGGCCAUCGAGUGGGUGCUACUGCUGCUGUAUACACAUCUGCUAUCCUAGAGUACCUAACAGCGGAGGUUCUGGAGUUGGCGGGAAAUGCUUGUAAGGAUCUCAAGGUGAAACGUAUCACACCUAGGCAUUUACAACUCGCCAUUCGUGGAGACGAAGAGUUGGAUGCUCUUAUCAAAGCAACAAUCGCCGGUGGCGGUGUUAUCCCACACAUUCACAAGUCACUGAUCAACAAGUCAGCAAAGGGCAAGAAGACGAAGUUUUGA
This is a messenger RNA of Seminavis robusta, 414 nucleotides long. The record is from the annotation of a GenBank genome assembly. NCBI's taxonomy places the organism in Eukaryota, Bacillariophyta, Bacillariophyceae, Naviculales, Naviculaceae.